AUGUGGUUGGCGGCGAAUGUGAGCAAAUUUUCCAAGCCGCUGUCGUCGUCUAUGCGCGAAUUGUUAGGGAUUUUCGGCAGAUGUGCAAGAAAGAGAAACAAAGGGCUUCAGAUGGCGGCCUCUGAGGAGUUUUGGACAGUCGGCGAGGCCUGUGGAAGAAAAGUCGAGGCGGCGGAUCGGCUGGUGGCUGAUGGGCUGUGCUGGAAUGUGCUAUGGCGCCGUCGCAAUCGGUGGUGUCACCAGGUUUCCGGCGAUUCUAGUUUAGUGAAUCUAGCAGUUUUUCACGACUCCAGGCGAUUUGUUUGCUUUUUCUAAAGAUCAUUCUGUGGAGGAAGCAAAUCUCCUAAUUACUCACGAAAAAGGCUGUUCAUACACACACACAAAAAAAAACCAAAAAACUGAAAAAAAAAAGAUUGAAAAGCUUUGCUAGCGAAGAACUUUAUUAUUCUCAAAACUUGAAAACGAACCAAGAAUUUACACUGGUUAAUGUUUUUCAACUUUACCUAUAUUUUUGGUAUCUUUGAGUUGAUUUCUGAUCACAAAACUAGCUUUAGGCUAACGGAAUCGGGUCUGAGCAUGGUGAACUGGGAUCUGUUCAAGACGAUGAAGCCGCCGUUCAGCAACAAGGAAUGGGAGGCCGAGUUCGAGAAGUACAAGCAAUAUCCAGAAUAUCAAUAGUGAAUUCUAUCAUAUUUUCUUUUUAAUUAUCAAUAAUUGAUGAACGAUCGCAGAAAUUUUUUUUGACGCUUUUGAGUCCUUCGGUUAGAAAAGGAGGCUGAAAAUUUUUAAUAUGUUUCAAUAAUUGGAAGUGUUUCGAAAAAUCAACCUUUUUUUCUUUUGAAAUUUAAUAAUGGAAGCUGAAAAAUGUGCAGAGAAGCUAGAAAACUUUUGGAGAAUAGGACUUUCAAGGCGCAGAAGUCUAGCAUUGUCUUAUAACACUGAACGGGCCUUUUUCAAAUCUUUUUGGAUCAAGUCUUUUCAUGCCCGAGUAAAGGUAUUGCGAACAGACUAUAAUUUAGCAUUCUCUUGAGAAAUUCGCCGAUCCAUUCUUUCAGCGGAUCAAUUUCUAGCCGCAUACGUUCAUUUCAAGUAUUUUUGAAUUUUUUUUCCGAAAACUGGAAGUUUUCAAUAUUCGUACAGAGAGUAACUUCUAGCAAAUCGCCGCACAAGGACAUGACGCUGAACGAGUUCAAGUUCAUCUGGUCGAUGGAGUACGGUCAUCGGAUGUGGGGAAGAGCCAUCGGCUUGGUUUUCUUGAUUCCGUGCGCCUACUUCUGGGCACGCGGCCGCUUCGACUCGGCCAUGAAGAAACGGAUGGCCGUCGCCACAGCGCUUCUCCUAACUCAGGUAUGUAGUAAGGUAGAAAGAACUUGCGUUGGUGAAGCUCAAAAAGGACUGUCUACAAUUUUGAACUCUUAGAAAUUUUCCUAAAAAUUGUUCGAGUUUUUUCGUAAUAUUGAGCCUACCUUUCCUCUAGAGAAUAACAAUCAGCCCCUGUGCGAUUCUCAAUGGUACGAUUGGAGAUUUUCUUGAAUUUCAGGGCGGAGUCGGUUGGUGGAUGGUAAAAUCCGGACUCGACCCCACAAACAACUCCUCGGACGUUCCACGGGUCUCUCAGUAUAGGUUUUUGAAUUUAGAAUCUUUUUUUUUUCAUCUCUCGCUUAUUUUCAGAUUGGCUACUCAUCUAACUUUGGCCUUUGGUCUAUAUGCGAUAUUUUUCUGGAAUGGUUUGAGCCAUUUGUUGAGACCUCACGAUGUGAGUUGUCCUUGAUGAGAAAGCUACUUCAUUAUCCCUCUUUUCAGCUCUCAGCGGUCCGGACAAAGUUGGCUCCCCUUCGAGGGAUGACCCACGGCUCCAAGUUGUUGGUCUUUGUCACCGCUAUUAUGGGUGCGGACUCUCGUCUAUCUCAUCUCCGUUGUUUCUGUCUCAGGAGCUUUUGUGGCUGGUUUGGACGCUGGCCUUGUCUACAAUUCCUGGCCCAAGUUCGCCGACAAAUGGAUCCCGGAGAAUUUGAUGGCGAGGAGCCCGACCUGGAAGAACUUCUUCGAGAAUGAUGUCACUGUCCAGUUCAUUCAUAGGAACUUGGUGGGUCUCUCAAGCGUCAUUUAAAGAACAAGCUUUGUUUCCGUUGAACUAAAUUUCUAGAUGUGAUUGCACCUGGAGAAAUCAGGAGCAUAAAAAGUGACUGAAAUAAUAAAUAAUACUAUUUUUUGCUACGAAGAAAUCGAUUUAAAAUUUUUUAUCUAUUGUUUGAGUUCAGCUCUCCACAUCUUCAUUGGAGCUAUUUUAAAAUUUGAGCUUUCGUCAGUUUUGACACAGAUCUAGUGAAAUCUCUAGUUUUUUUUUUUGCGCGAUUUCCUUCUUCUCCGCGUUUCGCCUUUGAAAAAAGAGAUGAAAAAGAAGCUAGUCGCUUAUAAUUUAUGGCUGCCUAACGAUAGGAGUUCAUUUUGAGAAAUACGCAUCUAUUGAAAACGCCGAAAAAAAAGUUGAAUUUUCUUGCGAGUGUCUAGUCGAAUACUAUUUACUGCUUCUUCGACUUUUUUUUUUUCAAAAAGACGUACAGCAACGCAUAACGUACUUUUUCCGAAUAAAUGGCGCCUCUUGAAAGUGUGGCAGUGUUGUGUCUAUGGAUGGGGUCAGAAGUCCGAUUAUUAUUCUGAUAAGCUUUUCAGACUCCAAAAAAAUUAUUACAGCUGCGCAUUUACAAAAAAAGCUGAAAAAACUGAAAAUAGUCUGUUAGUCAGAUUUCCGCGUGACACCGACCUGAUCGGCUGAGUUUUGGUUUGUUUGGUUUGUCAUUUCUUUAAAAAAAAGGUGUAGUUAAAGUGAUGUGUCAGAGGAACUUCAAUUAAUAGACAAACCAGGAAACAAAACUCUGAUAUUGGAGAACGUCAACGAAAUCUUCGGAAAGUUUCUUCUCCUCUGGCGAGAUUUUCCUCCAAUAGCCACUUAUCGAUGAAGAAGACUGCUGAAGGAUGGCCGAUGUUGCAGGCGUACCUGACGGUGACGUCGGUGGUGGCGAGCUGGCUAGUCGGUCGAAGAGCGCCUUUGCCGAGAAGAACGCGGAUCGCGCUCAACCUGACCGUGGCGGCGGUCUUCUCCCAAGCAACGCUCGGCGUCCUGACGUUGGUGAGUUUUCGGCAGACGCCCUCUUCGCUUCACCAACGUCUUCUCUGCUUUCGCCUCUCCUGCCCUUCAAAAAAGCGAAGCGAACACAUCGUAUUAAGGUGAAUUACGUGCCGGUGUGGCUAGCGGCGUGCCACCAAUCAGGUUCGAUGGCGCUUCUUUCUUCCGUCCUUUGGCUAAGCCACGAACUUCGAAGGCUACCAAAAUAGUCAGGAAUACCGCUCUUUCUCACUCGUUUUUAGUUGUUUUCACUUGUUUUCGCUUGUUAUAAAUUGUUUAUAUUUCGAAUAGCCGCGCGUCUGUUUUCCAGUGCCGCUUUUAUCGACACCCACUUUCACGGCUUUUAUCGGAAUGACCUAUGUUGACCGAUAAGAACGGCGCUAGUUUCCCAUUACUUACCUCAUUAUUAUUAUUUUUCGAAAUCUCAGUCUUUGUGAUCCUUUUCAUCUCUGUAUUAUAUUUUUGAAAUCAGUCGACUAACGUGUCUCCUCGUUCUAUUGCUUCAUGAACAGGAGAUAAGUCGGUAUAUAUCUUGUGGAAAUUUGACUGGGUAACUGAGAAGAUUUUUUUGUAAAAUACGAGAAAACUCGAUUUAUAAAAAAGCUUCCUUUUUUGCUUAUGUCCGAGUUAUUCAAAGAUGGGGUUUAGUUGUGAGUUCUUUUUAAGCUGUAGAGCUCAUUUUUUGCUCGAACCAUCGUAUUAUCUUUCGAAACAACUUAGCUUGUCUUGUAGUAAUGGGAAGAUGCAGACGCGGUGGCUCAUCCCGUUUACGCUCUCGGUCCAUUUGGGGGUUGGAGGACCGGUCGACCAGAUACUGGAUGUUUGGCUUGGGCAUUGGCCAGUUGAAAUACUGGAUCCGCCGAGGCAUCUUCCUCUCUCUCUCUUCUUCUCGCCGCCUCUUCUUCUUUUUUUUUGGCUGCGUCAAAUGAAAUCUCUAGCGUGCUAGGGACUUCGCUUCAGAUGGACAAGGCUUGUUUUUGAAGGCGACGGUGUCUUCGUGUUUUGGGCGGUCAAACUAAACUUAAUAUUAUAGUUUGACCAAGAGGGAUCACAACCUUUCCAAGUUAAAGUUUUUAGUUUAGUGUUGGAGAAGAGUCUUUCAGAUCAAAUAGGAUUACAGAGAUGGUUCUUCAAAGUUUUCUUCCAACCUUGUCCUUUCAAAAAAUAAACUUUUUUUUUGUUUUCCGUUUUUUUCUCUCCGCAGUUGUCUCGAGUAUGUGUAGAAGACACUCUUUUCAAAAUAACAGAUAGUCAGGGACCAAUCAAGAGUGUGACGCUACUCAAGUGAUCACUAAAAAAAAUGCCGCGACAGAUUCGAUUCGCGUCCGUUCGGGUUACUGAGGUCUGAGAAUUGCCUUAUCAAAAGUACUUGUUGGCUCUUCAUAGACGCGCCUGGACGCAAAACUUUGGCGCCAAUUCUUACAGUCUCAAGAAAGAUCUUUAUCGUCUUUUUUUUUGACAUCCGUAAGGUCAAAGCUCGUUGAUUUAAAACGUGAUCUACGUUCACGUCUAAGGUUUUUAAGUCCCGAGCAAGAGAAUUUGUUUUUUUUCUCUCUGAAAAACUAUAAUUAUUUGAAUGAAGCUCGAGAAAGAGAUUUAAGUUGAUACAUAGCACUUAUUUCCAGACAAAAAAAAUAAAAAAAACUUGAAAGAGGUUUUUACUGGCAAGUCUACCAAAGAUGGACUCCAGGGCCGGCUGGCGCCAUCCGAAGUGAUCAGAGCAGGGCGUGCGAUCAAAAAUUGAAGGACAGCGGACGCCAGAUUUUGGCGCCAUUUUUCUCUCGACGCCAUUCGCCUCGUCUCCCGACGCAAUUGGCAACGUCGCGAGGAGAACAUCCACUGCACCCGACCACAACCUGUUCUUCUCGGCUUCUCGCGCCUUUUUCCGCCACCGGCUUAGCCGCCUGUUGCGUCUGUAUUCGUCAUGCCUCAGCUACAUAUCUCUUCUUCUCCGUUUUACCGUCUAAUCCGGAUCUCCACCCCCGCGUUUCUCGCUUUUUUUUUCCUCGUUUUUGCUUCAUAUAGCGAUAUUUUCAUUGGAAAGCUUAUUUUCGCGAACAUGAACUUCACCAAAGAGUUUUUUCCCCGGAAAAUUUGAUCUACUCGUUUUUUUUUUCAUCUUUCAAGAUUUUCUUGAAUAGUACCACUUUUCCUUUCAAGUUUCAAGCCGAAGAGAGUAUAUAUUCGAAAAAAAAAAGCAUUUGCCGAGUCCAGAGUCUCUUGCACUUUUUUGUGAAAAUCACCGUCUUUCCUUCAUAAAUUUUCACACUUAUAAUAUUUGGCCUCUCUAAUUUUACAAAUUUGCUCUGUUCAAACUUUACAAAAAUGAGUUUUUCCAUUGAAUUGAAGUAAUUGCAUCAUUUUAUCACAAUAAUUGCAAGACCCAGCAAAGUUUGCUUUCGUAAUGACCCUCCAAAUCUUGUGCGACGGCAGAGCAAAAAAUGUGCACCUUGACCUCCGCAUGUGACAGCUCAGCUGUUCGUCGGACUUUCAGGACUUCAGGGACUUUCUUAUAUCAAUCUUUGCUUCAGUCUGGACGGGAGGCAGUUUUCGAACCAUCCUGAUUUUAUUUCAGACUCAUCUCUUCACUCGAUCUCAAAAAAAAUCCACGACUACCUAUUUUUGAUCUUCUUUUUUUUUGACUAUUUUUUUUUACCGCUCAUGCGUUUUUAUUAUGUGUGGUGACAAUCCUUCUCUUAGAACUUUCUUUAAUUUAUUUUUAUCAUUUUUUAAUAAUCUACAUCUCAGGGGCGACGGAGCGUUAUUUGGCUGCUUUACCAUAUUUGAGGCGGAAGUUGCCCCGGACCAGUAGUUGAACUCGCAUCGAUGUUAUUCGCUGAAUCGGCUCUUUCAGGGUGAGUGAGGUCAUUGGUGAAAUUAGGGAGCUCUAGUUCUUUUUAAGGCGCUUUAAGCUCAUCCGAUUAGGUAUGUUGUGUUUUAAAAAAUUCUUGGUUUUCCCAAAGGAUCAUAUGAAUAAUGAGCUCAAGUGCCGUUUCUACCUGUUUGCAUUUAAAAAUAUUUUUCGAACUCAGAGACCUCAGCAAGAUUUUUUUUCUGUACAGGCAAGUUCUUUUCUACAUUCUCAAACAGCAAUCAGCAGUUCUCCUUGGUCACCUUUCGAAAGAUUUUUGCAGGCAACGUAUGCAGCAGGAGAAGCGGCCGACGUCGUCCAUGUCGACGGGCUCCACGGACAGCGGCGUCUUCUCCUCGGCCCUGGCCAACAGUCGACAGCCCAGUUUGCCGUCGUCGGCCACGCACACCGGUCCUCCGAGUCCUGCCGUGACGGUAACCACUUUUAAAAAAGUUGAUUUAAACUCAUGUCUCAUAACUUUCGGUUUUCUUCAGCAAUCAUUUUAUUUUAUAAAAAAAACUAUUUUUGCAAUGUGAAAAUCAGAAUGUUUACUUGCUCUCGGCGCACUUAGAAGUCGUUAAAAACUUCUUAAUUGCACUUUCAAGCAUGUUUCAAUGGUAGUGGUCUAAAAAAACCCGAUUUUUUUCGCACCAUUUUUCAAAACUUAUUUAUCUUGUCUCUCCAAUGAGAAAAAAAGUUGACUCUGAUAUCUGCGGAUCAUUCAGAUAAUGACAAAUUUUGAGAUGAACAUUUGAGUUUCAUUCAUCUAAUUAACCAGUUUAUCAAUUUUUCUAUAAUCAUUCCGUCUAAAAAAAUCUAACAAAUUUAAUGUGUUAUGCUGAACUUCUGCAUUUUUUUCGUAAAUGAAGGGCACUAAAUCAAGCAAAAAGAUUUUUGAAAAACCUUUCUUCGAUUGAGCAACCUUUUUAUUUUCUUUUUUCAACUAAAGAUAUUCCAGGCCAAUUUAAUGCAUGCAACGAAUCUGAUGGCGGUCAACGAGCAGCUACGAAAACAGCUGGAAGAGUGAGAAAAAGAGGAUUUUCUGAUGGAAAGCAAGUCUCAGGAGCCAAUCGCGUCAGCCGUUCGCCUUUUCCCCCUCUCAAGUCAAUAAAUUCUCCAGUUUCGAAAACGCGCCCUUUGAUACGCUACCACAAAAUCAACAAAUGUAAGAUUAUCUUCUGAUCAACGCUUUGCAGAGAAAAGUAAACAUAGCAAAUGGUUUUACUUUUUUCGAUGAGCUCAAUUUUAAAAGUUAUCAUUAUUCCUUUAGACUUAUCCAUAAAAAUGAAUACUUCAGCGGCCGACGGAACGCCGAGAGACGGAUACCCAAACCAGAGUCUUACAAAACAGUGAUUUGCCAGGCUUGGCUCGAGUCCAAGACUUGUUCUUUUGCCGAGAAUUGCCGCUUCGCCCACGGCGAGGAAGAACUGAGGCCGUCCAAGUUGAAUUCGUGUUUUAUCCUUCUCCACGAGAAUAUUUAGGAUACAGCCUAGACAAAACAACAAAUACAAGACGAAGCUUUGCGAUAAAUAUACGACAAACGGACUUUGUCCUUAUGGAAAACGAUGCUUGUUCAUACAUCCAGAAAACGGGCCCAACGCCUACAUUCGCUCAGACAAGUUGAUCGAGGUUUCUUUUUUCUCUGUGAUUCUGGAGGGCCUGGUUUUGAUUAUAUAUCUGAUUCUCGGCUGGCUUGAGCAAUCAAAAAUGGCCCUGACAGGAUAAUGCACAAGAUAAUGCCUGUCUUGUGAAGAGUGCAGACAGGCCACGCCCCCCUCAGAGUCCCAAGCUAGCCGUGAAUCAGCUAUAUAAAAACCGCCGAUUUUGAGAAAUUAUCAACAUUGCUGAUAAACUUUGCGUGCGGUUUUUUCUGUCGUACAAGAUGGAACGUAUCAAAAAAAUAUAUGUUCAUAUAUCAUGAAUGAAUGAAAUAGGAAAGCCAAAAGUUCGUCAUCUUUCUCUGUUCUCUUUUUUUAAUGGAUUAUGAGAAAAAUUUUGCCGUGUUCAAAUUGAUUCCGCGAAACGCAGAAUAGCCAUCAGAGAAAUAAAAAUGUAACUAAAUUUUGUAAGUCGAAAAUAAGGAAAUUACUUUGAACAGGGAUUAGCCAAGGGUUCAUUUCACACAAAGAUUGUAAAUCCUUCGAAAAUUUAAGAAAAAACAAUCCGCUGCAUCCAGACGAGCGAUUUCGAAGUUAUUCUUUUUUGAGGAUCAAAACUUCUACAGGAUGAGUAGAUUCUCAUGUAACACAUUGAAAAGUUCAAAGUUUCGAGUGCUUUGAGUUCUCUUGUAAAGCAUAGAAAGGAAAAGCGCAAUGAAAUAAGAAUUUUCAUUUGGCUUUUUUGGAAAGCAACUUCCAUUUUCAAAGAAUGAUGCAAGACAGACUUAGCUUGGACGUUCUUCAGGUGUCACAGCGACAUGCGCUUGCAGACCUCCGCGAACAGAUGAUACAGCAAGUGACGCAGAUACGUCCCAGCUCGCCCAUCGAGCCGUUGAUGCUCCAUCAGCAACCCGUGCCGAUCGGGCUGACGCCGAUGCGCGGCCGCGUCGCGAUUCCGACGCGGCCCCAUCCGAGUUGGCCUCUCGAGCCGGCGAAUUUCUUCACGGAGAGGACGAUCGGAAGCCGGCCGCCGAGUCCUCUCGAGCCAUUCCUUCGCCAUAAUCAACUUCUCGGUACACCAAAAGGUUGCUUUUCAAGCUUCAUUACAUUAAAAUGUGCAACAUUUUUAUGUUUUUCCAUCAAUUAAAUAAUAUAUGAGAACUUCGAUCUGUCCUUCUAUAUUAAAGAAUACUAAAACUGACCAAAUUUCAUCAAAGUUAAUCUACUUCCAAGCUAGAGUUCAUUGAGUAACGCUAGCUGGGAUUUAGAAGGCGCCGAUUCAUUAAUUUUCGAAGGAUUAAGUUUUCAAAUUUGAUAGCUUUUGAAGCGAUGGUGUGGACUAAUAUCUCACUCUCUGGAAAACCAUCGACAUAUAUUUUCGACAAAAAAAACAUUCAAAAGAAGAUUAUUAACGGUACUACACUAAACUUUCAAUUGCCCUCUACAGACAAAGCCUCAACUCCAAGCAUGGGCUCCGGCUACAUUUCUGGGGGCUCGACUCCGUUUGACGUGGACUCGCCAUUUGCGCACCAGUCUUCGCUGGCCAAUCACUCGCUUCGCGAACAUCCCAACGAAGACAGUUUCUCCCUCGCGCCAGGCUUCGAUCACUUGGCUGAAGACCUUGCCAGACAUCUCGAACUUUGGUAA
Messenger RNA from Caenorhabditis auriculariae, 9223 nucleotides. The record is from the annotation of a GenBank genome assembly. NCBI's taxonomy places the organism in Eukaryota, Metazoa, Nematoda, Chromadorea, Rhabditida, Rhabditidae.